Molecule: messenger RNA, 767 nt
Organism: Drosophila arizonae
Lineage: Eukaryota; Metazoa; Arthropoda; Insecta; Diptera; Drosophilidae
Source: RefSeq, a predicted model, not a curated record
AUCCAGUUUGAGCCUAAACAGUCACAGCAUCAUUUCACAUAAUAUUCGACCAAAUCGAAAGUCAAAACUAAAUUUACUUCUGCUCAAAAUAUAUUUUGAAGACGAAAAUGUGUAACUGGCGCUUCUGUCUGCAGAUCUUUCUAUUUCUAUUGAUUUUGGCAUGGGCGGGCGUUUGCAUUAAGAUGUCGUACGAUCAGCUGACAAAGCAGCCAGAAAAACGCCAUGCAGCAGAGGGCGCUAUACAGAGCAACAUGGGUAAGCUUUGGCCCAUACGGCUACACUCUGCUACAUUGCUCCGGGUGAACGAUGCAGGAGUACAGGACUUGUAUCCGUACGAUCUACUGGCCGGCAGUCAGGAGAACGAUCGCAUCUUCGACAAUGGCUACAGCAGUCGGCUGCUGCAUCUGAUCUACCGCACCGUCAUGCACAGCACCAACGACCACCGGCGCCAGGUGGAGUUCGAGUGGCAUGUGGCAGCCGCACACAGGUUUAUGAAACUGGCAGCGGCAGCUGCUGAUGAUCGACUAAAGGCGGGCCUACGUCGGGUCAGCGCCGGCGAUGACGCGUUGCCCAUCAAUAUGCGGCGCUCGAUAGAUGCCUCAGAGCUGGUAGCUGCCGACGAUUUCAACGUGUCGCAUUUUACAGAGAGCAGCUCCACAGUAUCCGAGUCCAAUGGAGACUCUUGACUUGCAUUUUUUCAUAUUUAUGUUUAUAUAUUUUCUUUACCUUCAAUAAAAGCAGCCAAGGCUGAGCGUUAAGUUUGUUAU